AUGACUUUCCCUGGUCUGAUCAAUGCCAGCUUGCAUGGGAACCGGACGGGACAGGGCAGCGCUAACCGGUCCUGGGGGGAGUGGGGGCUGCCGGGGGAGGACGCGGAGACCAAUGGCACCUCCCUGCCUUUGGCCCUGGAUCGCCAGGCGGUGGGCGUGGGGGUCUUCCUGGCCUUCUUCAUCCUGUCGGCCAUCGUGGGCAACAUCCUGGUCAUCCUCUCGGUGGCCUGCAACCGGCACCUGCAGACGGUCACCAACUACUUCAUCGUCAACCUGGCCAUCGCGGACCUGCUGCUCAGCACCACCGUGCUGCCCUUCUCGGCCACCCUGGAGGUGCUGGGCUCGUGGGCUUUCGGGCGCAUCUUCUGCGACAUCUGGGCGGCGGUGGAUGUCCUGUGCUGCUCCGCCUCCAUCAUGAGCCUGUGCAUCAUCUCGGUGGACAGGUACAUCGGGGUCAAGUACUCCCUGAAGUACCCCACCAUCAUGACCGAGAGGAAGGCGGUGGUCAUCCUGGGGGUGGUCUGGCUCUCCUCCAUGGUCAUCUCCAUCGGGCCCCUGCUGGGGUGGAAGGAGCCGCCGCCCCCGGACGAGAGCAUCUGCAGCAUCACCGAGGAGCCGGGCUAUGCCCUCUUCUCCUCCCUCUUCUCCUUCUACCUGCCCCUCAUGGUCAUCCUGGUGAUGUACUUCAGGAUCUACGUGGUGGCCCGGCGGACCACCAAGAGCCUGGAGGCGGGGGUCAAGAAGGAGCGGGGCAAGUCCAUGGAAGUGGUGCUGCGGAUCCACUGCCGCAGCGUGCUGGAGGACUCGCUGCCCAGCGCCCGGGGCAAAGGGCACAACUUCAGGAGCUCGCUUUCCGUGCGCCUCCUGAAGUUCUCCCGGGAGAAGAAAGCGGCCAAGACCCUGGCCAUCGUCGUGGGGGUUUUCAUUCUCUGCUGGUUCCCUUUCUUCUUCGUCCUGCCUUUCGGUUCCUUCUUCCCUUCCCUGAAGCCCUCCGACAUGGUCUUCAAGAUCAUCUUCUGGCUGGGGUACUUCAAUAGCUGCGUGAACCCCAUCAUCUACCCCUGCUCCAGCAAAGAGUUCAAGAGAGCUUUCAUCAGGCUGCUCAAGUGUCAGUGCCGCCGGCGCCGGCGGCCCAUCUGGAGGGUGUACGACAACCACUGGCGUGCCGCCUCCAUGAGCAGCUCGGGGCGGGAUUCCGACAUGGACAUGGGGCCCAGAAUCGCCACCCUCAACAGCUCUUUCAUAUUGAACUCCACCCCUCAGGAAAGAACCCCUAAGAGGCGAACGCUAAGCUUCAAAGGGUGGAAAAUGGUCACCGCUUUCCAAAAACCAUCCUCCACCCAACUGAAAGAAAAGAUGAACAGCCUCUCCAACAAAAUAAGGGGCUCCAGCAAAGGGGGCGUGACCGCAGCUUAUAAAAUGGAGGUGGAGUCCGUUUCCAUAGGGAUCCCUGACGACUUCAUGGAGGCUAUUGACUACCAAAUGUACGAUUUACCAGACUGCUGCGGGCUCAGAGAAACAGAUAUUUAAAGCCCCGGGACAAUGAUUUGUUUGUUUUUAAAUGUGCAUUACGUGUGGGUAGAGGGGACGAAAACGGGAUGCAAUCGAUAUGUUUGUCAGGCAGGCUGGA
Molecule: messenger RNA, 1630 nt
Organism: Mauremys mutica (yellowpond turtle)
Lineage: Eukaryota; Metazoa; Chordata; Testudines; Geoemydidae
Gene: ADRA1D
Product: adrenoceptor alpha 1D
Exons: 2
Coding region: 1-1530 (509 amino acids)
Biological process (GO): phospholipase C-activating G protein-coupled receptor signaling pathway; adenylate cyclase-activating adrenergic receptor signaling pathway; positive regulation of cytosolic calcium ion concentration
Cellular component (GO): membrane
Molecular function (GO): alpha1-adrenergic receptor activity
Source: RefSeq, a predicted model, not a curated record